This is a messenger RNA of Cydia splendana, 1445 nucleotides long. RefSeq names its product lipase 1-like. Gene Ontology annotation, molecular function: hydrolase activity, acting on ester bonds. Gene Ontology annotation, biological process: lipid metabolic process. The coding region runs from base 192 to 1445 and encodes 417 amino acids. The record is from RefSeq and is a predicted model, not a curated record. Lineage: Eukaryota; Metazoa; Arthropoda; Insecta; Lepidoptera; Tortricidae. The transcript has a single exon.
ACAGUUUUUUAAUUCAACAAUUUACCAUAAGCCACUUAUGAAUAAUUAUUGGAUUUUAUUUAUAUUCGAGUUUUCAGGGAUGUUUUGAGACCUUAGUUUGAGGUCGGACUGAUGUUAUAAAACCGGAUUGAUAGGCGUGAACCAACUUUGUUUGAGUAGAACCUCUAUACUAGUAAUUCGUGCGUCAUCAGAUGGAAAAAAUAAUAUUAUCAGUUAUUUAUUUGUUAUACGUUGUAAUUGUGAGUUGUGGAACUGGGACGUAUAAAGUACCUGGAUUGUUAAACUUUGCUAUACCGGACGCGCGAUCGUUGAAGAAAUCGCUGAGAUUUGAUGAAGACAUUUAUCUCAAUUUUACAGAAUUAGCCAACAAAUACAAGUACGCAACAGAGGAACACCGAGUCGUCACCGAAGACGGGUACAUUCUGACCGUAUUCAGAAUUUCGCCAAAAUGUCGAAACGUUACCGGAUAUCCAAUAAUAUUGCUUCACGGCAUCUUCGACAGCUCAGACGUGUUCAUUCUAGCCGGACCGCAGAAUGGGUUAGGAUAUGUUUUGACCGAGAAUUGUUACGACGUGUGGGCCGCUAACCACAGAGGCAACGUUUACUCGAGGAACCAUCUAACUUUUGAUCCAAACAAAGACCCCGAAUACUGGAACUACUCGUUUGACGAACAUGGUUUCUACGAUCUUCCGGCCGUAAUAGACUACGUAAUGAAAAGUACUGGUCUGCCGAAAGUGAACUACAUCGGACAUUCCCAAGGAACUACGGAUUUCUUCUCGAUGGCCUCUCUAAAACCAGAUUAUAAUGCCAAGAUACAGCUCUCAGUGCAUCUAGCUCCUGUUGUUUUCUUGAAAAACUUCGGCAUACCAAUAUUAAAGUUGCUAGCACCUUCUGUGCAUAGUUUAAAGGAUGCUUUUGACAAAGCCGGCCUUAGUGAGGUCCUAGCCAAGCACCAGUUAGCUCACGCCAUUAUGGAAUACUCCUGCCGUUUUGCUCCUGAUGCCAUUUGUGGGACUGGCCUCUACGUCACUACAGGAUAUAAAAGCGGUACUAUAUCGUCAAGAACAUUGUCCGUUGCAGGAGGUCAUCUCUUCUCAGGAGUAUCGACUAAAAGUCUGGCGCAUUUAGGACAGCUGAUAGCCUCGCAAAAGUUCCAGCGAUAUGAUGAAGGAACGCCAGGGAACACCGAAAGAUACGGCACACCUCGGCCACCUGAGUAUGAUUUGUCCAAAGUGACAUCACCAGUGCUUUUGAUGACCGGACAAAAUGAUUUUCUUUCACCGUCGGAGGACGUUAAUGAACUGGCUUCAAAACUACCAAAUUUAGUAGAAAAUAUUAUUAUCCCUAAUAAAACGUGGAGUCAUAAUAAUCAUUUGUGGGGAAAGGAUGUUUGGAAAUUUGAAUUUCCUAAGAUUUUAGAGUAUAUAAAGAAUUUUAAUUCUUAG